AUGGAGUCCAUCUCAGUGCUCAUGGAAGCUCUGGAUCUAAGCUCGAACCCAAAGGAAUUCUUCGAUGGCUCCAUAAAGGUGUUUGAGGAGUUCAUGGAUCUUUUCAAAGACAAAGGACAGGCUGAAGUGGCUUCCACAGUGCAGGUGGAGCUGGAGUCGUUCAAAUCCACCAAGCUCGACAUCGCAGUCACGGGGGAGACGGGUGCCGGGAAAUCGUCCUUCAUCAACGCCCUCCGGGGACUGACCGCUGAGGAUGACGGGGCUGCCCCAACUGGGGUGACAGAAACGACGACGGAGCCGACUGUUUAUCCCUAUCCAAACCACCCCAACGUGAGCCUGUGGGACCUGCCCGGCAUUGGUGCCCCAGAUUUCCAGCCAAACACGUACCUGCGGCAGGUGAAGUUCAAACGCUAUGACUUCUUCGUGAUCAUCGCUUCGGAGCGCUUCAAAUGCAACCACGUGGCCCUGGCCCAGGAGAUCGAGAGGAUGGGGAAGAGGUUCUAUUUUGUGCGCUCCAAGGUGGAUGAAGACUUGCGCAACGAAGAAAGGGAUCACCCUAGAACAUUCAGUCAGGAGAGCAUCCUGGAGCGACUCGGGAUGGACUGCAGGAAACACCUGCAAAAGAUAGGGAUGAGCAACCCAGAGAUUUUCCUUCUCUCCAGUUGUGAAUUCACUAAGUAUGAUGCUCCUGCCCUGGUCAAGACUUUGCAGGAUGAUCUCCAAGGUCUGCAGAGACUUGCCUUUCUGCUCAGUCUGCCAAACCUGUCUGCAGAAAUCAUAGAGGAGAAGAAAGCUGCCCUGCAGAAGCUGAUAUGGCUAAUCUCUGUCGCAUCGGCUUUAGUCAAUGUCAUUCCAAUCCCGCAGCUCUCUGUUGCUUGUGAUAUUAGCAUCCUGCUGGGAUCCAUGAUUGCCUUCUACAAGCACUUCCGCCUAGAUGAGGGCUCCUUGGCUAAUCUGGCCAGGCAGACUGGGAAACCGAUAGCAGAGUUGAAGGCCGUUAUCACAUCUCCUGGGGCAAAAGAAAUAAACAGAGAUGUUGUAAUCAAAAUGCUUCUAAAGGAGGAGAAGGGUUUACCUAGAUUAACUGCAAAUCUGCCAGUGCUUGGUCCCAUGUUAACUGCGGGAAUCUCUUUUUUAACCACCUACUUCAUGCUGUUGAGCUUUCUCGAUAAAGUGGCUGAAGAUGCCGAAAGGGUUCGGAAGACUGCUUUGAAGGAAGACGGGAAAAAGCCGGCCAGCAGCAGGUCUGGCUCCUCGGUGGAUCUGCGCAAGCAGGUGCUCAGGGCCAGGGGUGCAGCCGCCCUGCUCCUGCGGCAGGUCUCGGCAGCGUUUGCCGCCGUGCUACCGCCUCCGAAGGAUGGCUCCGGCCUUUCAUCUCUGACCGAAGCCCAGGGCCAUUCUGGGCAACGACUCCGCAGCCGCGAGGGCUCCCGUCUCCUGGGGCUCAUCCCCUCCCCUCCCCAUUCAGCAGCUGCAGGAAACCGGCAGCCGGUCACCGCUGCUGAGCGGGCCGCGAGUUACGGGAAAGGCCCUGAUAAGGCAGCUGCAGUUUCCUGUCUUCAGGAAACGAGGCCGAGCUCUGAGAAUGCGCCGCAUGGAGCUGAAAUGUUUCUUCUUCUCUGCAGUAGCUUGAGCACCAUGGCUCUCGAUGGGUUCAAAGCCGCUGUCUAUCAAGGGAGCCUAACAGAAGCUAUUUCUAAUGUGCAGGAUUUUUACAGCCACACCCUCAGCAUUGCCGUUACAGGGGAGUCAGGGUCCGGGAAGUCCUCCCUCAUCAACGCCAUGCGGGGGCUACAUGCUGGUGAUGAAGGUGCUGCUGAAACCGGGAUGCUGGAUGUCAUGAGGGAGCUGAUGGCUUAUCCAGAUCCCGUCCUUCCAGGAGUCACCCUCUGGGACCUACCAGGGGUGGGGGUGUCCUAUUUCCCUCUAGACAUCUACUGUGAGCGGUUCAAUUUGAGCCAAUUUGAGUUCUUCAUCAUUGUCGGCUCCCAGCGCUUCUGCUCCGACCACGCCAGGCUGGUCCGUGAGAUCCAGAGACUGGGCAAGAGGUUCUACUUUGUGCGCUCCAAAGCCAACGUGGACCUGGACACUUCCAGGAGGCAGCGUUCCUCCAGCGACAAUGGGGAGAGGAUCCUGCAGCAGAUCAGGGAGGACUGCAGGAGAGGCCUGGGAGCAGAAGGAGUGGGCCACCCACAGGUUUUUGUCGUGUCCAGCUGGGAACCCAACCACUACGAUUUUCCCCUCCUGAGGCAAACUUUGCAGACGGAGGUGCAGAGCCUGAAGAGACACGCCUUCCUGCUUAGCCUGCCUGCUAUCGCCUUGCCCAUCGUCAAGCAGAAAAAAGCCACCCUGAAGGGGCAGAUUUGGGAAACAGCCCUUUUCUCAUGUCUUCUCACUGCCGUUCCUGUCCCAGGCCUCUCUUUCUUGUGCACCUUCUUCAUCUUCAGGAAACACCUGUUCCGAUACUAUAGCAGCUUCGUCGUGGACGACAGGUCCCUCUCUGCUCUCGCCCAGCAGGUUGGGAAGCCCAUAGGGGAACUGACGGCCGUGAUGACGUCCUUGGGAACGACCCUCAUGAUGGCUCUGAAGCUGCUGUCGGACUCGGUGGGGGCCACCGUGAUGGUAGCAGAAUAUUCAUGGAAGCGCCUCCCCGUAUUUGGUGCCAUGGUGCCCGGAGGGGUGGCGCUGCUUACCACGUUCUUCGUGCUGCAGCAGUGUUUGGCCUCAGUAGCUGACGAUACCCAGCGGGUUCUGAGCAAAGCGCUGGAGGCAGAAGAGGAAACACCAUCUAGGAUUGGAUGUCGUGUCGGAUGGGCCUGCUGCUGUCUAGCAGACAUGGUCUUGGACUUCAAGCAGGAAAGCUUCAUGCUUCUCCAUCCAGGAGUCCCAUGUCCAGUCCCCAUAAACCAUUUAGGGGUGUUGUUGCACAUGGGUCAAAGUGCCCAUAACGAAGGAGACAGACUCAGCGACAGCUCAACGCUCCUGAGGUUUCGCCCCACAAGGAAGGAGGCAGCUUCCUUCUUGACAUUCAUACAACAAAAAUAA
Messenger RNA from Caretta caretta (loggerhead turtle), 3045 nucleotides. RefSeq lists its product as uncharacterized. NCBI's taxonomy places the organism in Eukaryota, Metazoa, Chordata, Testudines, Cheloniidae. The record is from RefSeq and is a predicted model, not a curated record. Gene Ontology annotation, molecular function: GTPase activity; GTP binding. Gene Ontology annotation, cellular component: membrane.